AAGAGGGCUUGGGUAAAGCAUAUAAUUGUUUUUCGGGGACCGGCUGCAGUGCAUGAAGGUCUGAUCCCCUUUAUGACUGCACCAUAGUGCAGCCUCGUCAAUUCCCUCGGUCGUUGUUUGAACGCGCUUGCGUUUUUUUUUCGUCCCCCAUCCGCACAAGGACUUGCAUGUCUAACAUUUAGACAUGUCAAUCUUUGUGCACGGCCGGAUACUGCUGCUCCUGGCAGCGUUACAAGCGCUCUUCAUCACAGUCAGCAGCCAGCGGCAAAAUCCGGAAGGAAGCUGCGAAUAUGACGGCCAAGAGUACACAGACCGGGCGAUAUGGAAGCCAGAGCCUUGCCGCAUUUGCCUGUGUGACCAGGGAACCAUAAUGUGCGACCAGAUCUCAUGCGAGCAACUUGACUGCCCCAACUCAAUUGUACCCCAGGGCGAGUGCUGCCCCGUAUGCACACAAGCCCGAGGACCGCAAGGAGAGAAGGGUCAGCCUGGAGACCCACCCAGAUUCACGAUUCGCCCUGGACCUCAGGGAGGAGUGGGUCCCAGCGGCGAUGGUGGUCCCAGAGGUCCCCGGGGACGGAAGGGAAUUAAGGGCAUGGAUGGUCCCCAAGGAAGAGAUGGAGAACCCGGAAUUCCCGGGAACCCCGGUGCGGCUGGACCAGCUGGCCAAAUGUCUGAUGAUACUUCCUACUUGGGCAUGGGCGGGAACUUUGCUGCUCAGUACAAGGAUCAACCUGGACCUCCACCACCCGGACCCCCGGGACCCAUGGGACCCCGAGGUGCUCCCGGUUCCGUCGGAGCCCCGGGCCCAGCUGGAUACCAAGGAGCCCCUGGUGAGCCUGGCAGUUUGGGACCACCUGGCCCAGUCGGACCUUCAGGUCCCCCAGGCGCUGUUGGCAAGAAUGGAGAUGAUGGUGAGGCUGGCCGUUCAGGCAGGAAUGGAGAGCGAGGAUUGCCUGGUGCUCAGGGAGGUCGUGGGUUCCCAGGAACCCCUGGUCUUCCCGGCAUCAAGGGAAGCAGGGGCUUCAACGGAAAAGAUGGAGGGAAGGGAGAGACUGGUGCUGCUGGAGCAAGGGGAGAGUCCGGUAGCCCUGGCGCUAAUGGUGUGCCUGGAGCAGCGGGCCCACGGGGUUCGCCUGGUGAGAGGGGCCGUACAGGACCCAAUGGCCCUGCUGGAGCACGUGGUAACGAUGGACAGAGUGGACCCCCGGGACCCAGGGGACCCAACGGACCCACUGGCCCAGCUGGUUUCCCCGGUGCUCCAGGACCCAAGGGUGACACAGGAGGACCUGGAGCUCGUGGGCCUGAUGGGGCGCAGGGCCCGCGUGGAGAGCCUGGAGCUUCAGGCCCUGCAGGAGCUGCUGGGCCUGCCGGUCUGGCAGGAUCUGAUGGCGGUAUUGGAGCCAAAGGUGCUGCUGGUGCCCAUGGCAUGGCUGGUGCCCCAGGUUCCCCAGGAAGUGUUGGUGGCCCAGGAGCUGCCGGAUCAGUUGGACCUCCGGGCCCCAGGGGUGCCAGUGGAGAGCCUGGCCUGAAUGGAAACAAGGGUGAGCCUGGUGCCAAGGGUGACCCUGGCCCAUCUGGGGGUGCGGGACCUUCUGGCCCAACAGGAGCAGCCGGCAAGCGUGGCGGUCGUGGAGAGCCUGGAUCCGGAGGCCCACCCGGCCCCGUUGGCGAGAGGGGUGCACAUGGAAGCCGUGGAGCACCUGGUGGAGAUGGGUCACCUGGCGCAAAGGGACCUCCUGGAGAGAGGGGUGCCACAGGCCCAGCUGGAGCUAAGGGAAAUUCUGGAGACCCUGGCAGGCCUGGCGAGGCCGGUCUUCCUGGUCCUCGGGGUUCCACUGGAAGUCCCGGACACGCUGGCAGCGAUGGCAAAACCGGUCCCCCCGGCCCCGCUGGAAAUGAUGGUAGCCCUGGAUCCCCUGGUGCUGCUGGUGCUCGUGGCGCUCCUGGAGCAAUGGGUUUCCCUGGUGCCAAGGGUCCAUCCGGCGAGUCUGGCAAGGCUGGAGAGAAGGGCUCUGUUGGACCCGUUGGCCCCAUUGGUCUGCCUGGCAAGGAUGGAGAUGCUGGCCCUGCUGGUCCCGCUGGGCCUGCUGGUGCUGGUGGAGAGAGGGGAGAAGCUGGUCCCGUUGGUGCCCCUGGUUUUCAGGGAUUGCCUGGUGCUCCUGGUGCGCCUGGAGAGCCUGGCAAGGCUGGCGAGCCGGGUCUCCCUGGUGAGAAUGGGAUGCCUGGUGGUGCUGGUCCAAGAGGCGAGCGUGGAGCUCCCGGAGAGAGGGGAGAAACCGGUCCAGGGGGCCCACCCGGACCCCGUGGAAGCAACGGUUCUCCUGGCCAGGAUGGAGCUAGGGGUGCUGCUGGUCCCCCUGGUCCCGCGGGCACUGUUGGUGCUGCCGGCCUGCAAGGGAUGCCGGGAGAGCGCGGAGCUUCUGGUCUGCCUGGCGCCAAGGGCGAGCGGGGCGAGGCUGGUCCUGUUGGUAUCGCUGGUGGUCCCGGCAAGGAUGGCCCCAGGGGAUUGAGCGGUCCAGUCGGCCCAGCUGGCCCCACCGGAUCCAACGGAGAGAGGGGUGAGGGAGGUCCUCCUGGCCCUGCUGGCCCCGCCGGUGGUCGUGGAGCUCCCGGUGAGCGUGGCGAGCCUGGUCCUCCUGGAUCAGCUGGAUUCCCAGGGGCUCCUGGCGCCGAUGGUAUGCCCGGGGCACGAGGUGAGGCUGGAGAGACGGGAGCCCGUGGAGAGCCAGGCCAGGCCGGACCCCCAGGAAACAGUGGUCCUUCUGGCCCUGUCGGUCCACCUGGAGCUACUGGUGCUAAGGGAGACCGUGGCCCAGCUGGUCCUCCGGGAGCUACUGGAUUCCCAGGUGCUGCAGGAAGAGUGGGACCUCCAGGCUCUGCUGGUGGCCCCGGUGCUCCCGGCCCAGCCGGUCCCGAUGGAAAGGAUGGCAGCAGGGGAAUGCGCGGAGAGACCGGUCCCCCCGGCAAGAGCGGAGAGGUUGGAGCUGCAGGACCUGCCGGGCCUCCUGGCGAGAAGGGAUCAUCUGGCAGCGAUGGCCCUGCUGGACCCCAAGGACCUCCUGGAUCAUCUGGUUUGGCUGGCAGCCGUGGUUUGGUUGGUAUGCCCGGCCAGCGUGGAGAGCGUGGAUUCUCUGGACUUCCAGGACCUGCGGGUGAGCCCGGAAGGCAGGGCCCAGCGGGUCCCGCUGGAGAGAGAGGAGCAUCUGGGCCUGCAGGUCCACCCGGCAUCUCUGGCCCAUCUGGAGAGAGCGGCCGCGAUGGAAACCCAGGAAGCGAUGGUUUGCCUGGCCGCGAUGGAGCUCAGGGCAGCAAGGGAGACCGUGGUCCAGCCGGAAAUUCUGGUCUCCCCGGAUCCCCCGGCCCAGCUGGUCCUCCCGGAGCCCCUGGCCCUGCUGGAAAUAAUGGACACAAGGGAGAGGCUGGUCCUGCUGGUCCUUCUGGUGCUUCCGGUACCACUGGUGCCCGUGGUCCUGCGGGUCCUGCAGGUCCUCGUGGUGACAAGGGUGAUGCUGGUUCCGCUGGAGAAUCAGGAAUGAAGGGCCACCGUGGCUUCUCGGGUCUGCCUGGUCUCCCUGGACCCCCGGGUGCUCCAGGUGACAGGGGCAUCGCUGGAGUGUUCGGCUCCGCUGGUUCCAGGGGUCUCCCUGGCCCAACUGGCCCCAGCGGUAAGGAUGGCGUCAGUGGCGUUCCUGGCCCUGCUGGACCUGCUGGACCUCGAGGCCGCAAUGGAGAGACCGGUCCUCCCGGCCCUCCUGGAGCUCCUGGACCACCCGGCCCUCCCGGCAGCUCCGGCGCCGGCUACGACAUGGGCGCAUACGCUGGGUUGAUGGCACGCCGCAAGAUGGGUGACCAGUCCACUGACAUGCUGCCAUACGGCCUGGUGCUGGACGCCUCCAUCAAGGCACUGAACGCCCAAGUGGAGAGCAUCACCUCCCCGGAUGGGAGCCGCAAGCACCCAGCCCGAUCCUGCCGGGAUCUCAUGCUCUGCCAUCCUGAGUACAAGAGCGGUGAGUACUGGAUUGACCCCAACGAGGGCUGCCGUGCCGACGCCAUCAAGGUGUGGUGCAACAUGGAGACGGGCGAGAGCUGCGUGAACCCGGGCAUGCCCAGCCUGCCACGCAAGAACUGGUGGCGCAGCCAGGCAGCCGACAAGAAGCACGUGUGGCUCGGAGAGACCAUGAGCCCCGGAUCCCAGUUCACGUACGGUGAUGGCAGCCAGAACAUGGAGGUGCAGCUGACCUUCCUGCGCCUGCUGUCCACCGACGCAUCCCAGAAGAUCACCUACCACUGCAAGAACAGCGUGGCCUACCUGGACAGCCGUGCCGGCAACCUCAAGAAGGCCCUGAUGCUGCAGGGCUCCAGCGACGUGGAGAUCCGUGCCGAGGGCAACUCUCGGUUCACUUACUCUGUGCUGGAGGAUGGGUGCACUACGCACACCGGCGUGUGGGGCAAGACGGUGAUCGAGUACAGGACGCAGAAGACCAGCCGCCUGCCGUUCAUGGACAUAGCCCCAAUGGACGUCGGUGGUUCCGACCAGGAGUUUGGCGUAGAUGUCGGUCCCGUCUGCUUCCUGUAAAAUGGACACAAAACAUUUCAAUAGAAAAAAUGUAAAAUCCCAAAAUCAACUCCCAAUUCCCCCUCUGCAGACACGACACCUUCAGAACUGCUGCACUGAACUGCCGACCUUCAUUCUGGUCCCCAGCGGCCCAUCCACACGCUUGGAAUUUUGGACUCUGUAAAGCAACGUAGGUGGUCAAUCAAGUUUCCCCCUCCUGCUCUGUUCACCAGCAAAGCUUGAGCGAAGGCAGGUUUCAAACUCAGGCGGCGUCCUCUGAGCCUUGGCCACGUGCACUGGGGGGGGGGGGGGGUGGGCACAUCGCAUGAACCCUCCCUUGCUCUCGAUCCACGGUUUUCCAUACCCAGUGGCGAGAGGAGUGGGGUCUUGACGCUGUUCUCACGACAGCCGUGACAAAACGUCCCGUGCGACAUGUCCGGUGCACGCCGCCACAUCUCACCACUCCUGGGAAGUACCGUGCCUGACCUGCUGCAUGGAAGUGCUUACCAUCACCAGCUUCCGUUUGCGGACUUAGCUACCUCAGUCAGAAGCAACGCAUUAAGUUGGAAAAGGAGUAUUCAGAUCUGGAUGUCAGGAGUUCAUCAGUGCUUCUUAUUACAUCGUGUGGCUUCAGUUUCUACAAUUACUCAAUUUGCUUGAGAUCCAGUGAGUCCAAGUGGUGCUAUACAUCUUGAUCGUGUUUAGGUGCUCAAUGUUGGCGUUUUUAUUUCAUUGUCGCUAUUUUGUAAAAUUCGCCUUGCUUUCCAAAAUGAAGCCUGUGGAUGGGUGCAUUGGCACCAUUCUUCAAAAGUUUAUUCUCACACACAAAAGGGGACAACCGUGGAUCUAAUGGGGACAAACACUAAAGUAUAAUUUGAAACUUUUUGCGUAUAAAACGACCACAAAAAAACUGUUAAGUGUUUUCCACAGAAAUUUCAACAUCAGGGAUUCUUGAUUAUUUUAUAUAGUUGGGCCAAGGAAAUAGCGUUUGACGCAUCCCUCCCCCUCCAUAGGCUCUCUAGCACACUUUUCCACCAGCGUUUUAUUUGUAAGAACCUAAAGCAAAAAAUGUUGAACCUUUGUUUAAUGUUAACCAUAACUGGGAUAUGUCAAUAAAAAUCUUAAAUAAA
Molecule: messenger RNA, 5685 nt
Organism: Lethenteron reissneri (Far Eastern brook lamprey)
Lineage: Eukaryota; Metazoa; Chordata; Hyperoartia; Petromyzontiformes; Petromyzontidae
Product: collagen alpha-1(I) chain-like
Molecular function (GO): protein binding; extracellular matrix structural constituent
Source: RefSeq, a predicted model, not a curated record